Molecule: messenger RNA, 756 nt
Organism: Rangifer tarandus platyrhynchus (Svalbard reindeer)
Lineage: Eukaryota; Metazoa; Chordata; Mammalia; Artiodactyla; Cervidae
Source: the annotation of a GenBank genome assembly
AUGUGUGAGUGCAUCUCCAUCCAUGUUGGCCACGCUGGUGUUCAGAUAGGCAAUGCCUGCUGGGAGCUCUACUGCCUGGAACAUGGCAUUCAGCCUGAUGGCCAGAUGCCAAGUGACAAGACUAUUGGGGAAGGAGAGGACUCCGUCAACACCUUCUUCAGUGAGACAGACGCUGGCAAGCAUGUGCCCAGGGCAGUGUUUGUAGACCUGGAAUCCCCACUCAUUGAUGAGGUUUGCACUGGCACCUACUGCCAGCUCUUCCACCCUGAGCAGCUCAUCACAGGCAAAGAGGAUGCUGCCAAUAACUAUGCCCGAGGUCAGAUUGUGUCCUCCAUCACUGCUUCCCUGAGGUCUGAUGGAGCCCUGAAUGCAGAUCUGACAGAGUUCCAGACCAACCUGGUGCCCUAUCCCUGCAUCCACUUCCCUCUGGCCGCAUACGCCCCUAUCAUCUCUGCUGAGAAAGCCCACCAUGAACAGCUUUCUGUGGCAGAGAUCCCCAAUGCUUGCUUUGAGCCAGCCAACCAGAUGGUGAAAUGUGACCCUCGCCAUGGUAAGUGCACAGCCUGCUGCCUGUUGUACCCUGGCGAUGUGGUUCCCAAAGAUGUCAGUGCUGCCAUUGCCACCACCAAGACCAAGCGCAGCAUCCAGUUGGUGGACUGGUGCCCCACUGGCUUCAGGUUGGCAGUAAUUACCAGCCUCCCACUGUGGUACCUGGUGGAGACCUGGCCAAAGUACAGCGAGCUGCGUGCAUCCUGA